Monopterus albus (swamp eel) is the source of this 2995-nucleotide messenger RNA. It is a transcript of the gene lrrc45, whose product is annotated as leucine rich repeat containing 45. The record is from RefSeq and is a predicted model, not a curated record. Gene Ontology annotation, cellular component: centrosome; plasma membrane. The transcript is spliced from 18 exons. Gene Ontology annotation, molecular function: protein binding. NCBI's taxonomy places the organism in Eukaryota, Metazoa, Chordata, Actinopteri, Synbranchiformes, Synbranchidae. Bases 234 to 2255 code for a protein of 673 amino acids.
AGAUUCUUUGCGCCGAAAUACACUUCCUUGUUAUUUUUAACUUCCUAGUUACUUUGCCGCUUGGCUUGCUAUGCUUGUCAGUUGUGAUAUGUACAACAAAGCUGCUUGGACGAUGUUUGUGCUGUAAUGUUAGCUGCUGAGCUUGAUCAAUGGGUCACAUUCCACGGGAAAGAAGGAAACCGUGAAGAAGGCAUAAGUGCAACUCAGAUGAAAAUGAAAGACUGGUGACCCAAAUGGAGGACUUCAGGCAGAUGUACCUGCGUCUAUGUAAGGAGGGAGGUGUGGAGCCUCAGGAGGGUCUUGUGUCUAAGCUGAGAGAGAGCACUGCUCAGGGUUCCAGACUGGACUUGAGUGGGCAGAGUCUGUCUGCAGAUACCUGCUCUGUGCUGGCCAGGGCCUUCCAGAAAGAUCUCAUCUUCACAGAGGUGUCGCUCAGUGAUUGCAUGCUCAGCGAAGAAGGUGCCAAAGUACUCCUCACCGGACUGUUUGGCAACACAACCGUGAAAGUCCUGGAUCUGAAGGGGAAUAACCUGAGAUCAACGGGGGCAGAGGUCCUGGGAAAGUUGCUGGUGCACAAUAAGACCCUGCGUAGGUUGGUGUUGGAGUGGAAUGCAUUGGGGGUGUGGGGUGAAGCCUUCUCACUAUUUUGUGAUGGUUUGGCUUGCAACACCGUGCUGACACAGCUUGACCUACGCAACAAUCAGAUCAACCACCACGGAGCAUCGGAACUUGGUCUGGCACUCAAACACAACAACACCCUGGAAAUGCUAGAUCUGAGGUGGAACAUCAUUGGUCUUCUGGGUGGCAGGUCGCUGCUAAAAGCUUUGCAGAAAAACAAGAGCAUAGUGCAGUUGGAGUUGGCAGGGAACAACAUACCCAGUGACACACUUAAAGCACUUGAGCAGACCACAGGGCACAAUUCCGACAGACAGUCCACCCUAAGAGACAGCCGCAGCAGGACACAGGUUCUGAGCAAGGAGAUUCAGACACUGAAGGAGGGGAAGAGCCGCCAGUUCCUAAGCCUGAUGGAAACCAUAGACAGACAGCGGGAAGAGCUGGGACGCUCCAACAGAUCCGCUUCCGUUCAGAUUGGCCAACUCCAGGAAGCUCUGAAUGAGAGGAAGUCAGCGGUCAAUUCUCUCACUGCCAAACUGCAGAUGACAGAGGCAGCCCUCGCCCUCUCUGAGCAGAAAAAUCACAACAUGGGAGAACUGCUGACACGAGUAAAAAUGGAGAAAGAAGAGCAGAGGGAGCAACUGGGCAGAGAGAGGAAGAAAGAACAAGAGGACAGUGUACUCAGAGAGGACAAACUCCUCAGAGAGAUCCAUAACCUGACAGAAACCAACAUCCAACUCAGGAAUAAAGUGGAGGAGAUGGAGCGCAGGUGUAAGUCUCAGCAGCAGCAGAUCUUUGAGCUGAAACAGGAACUGACCAACACUACAGCCGAGUUCAAGCUGCGAUUAGCGAAGGCAGAAGACCGUCUGGAAAUAGAGAAGCGAAGGUCCAAGCAAGCCCUGGAGGACAUGGACAGUCUCCGACAGAAAGAGGUGGAGCAGGUGAAUCGACAUCUAGAAGAGAGUGAGAGAGCUCUGCAAGAACGCAUCUUCAAAUUGGAGGGACAGCGGAUACAAUUGGAAGAGGAGCUGAGCAAAGCUAAAGCAGCGUGUGUAACAGAGAGGGCCCACGCAGAGGUGGAACUGGGUAGAGUACGAGCUCAAGUGCGCCUGGAGGAGCAGGAGCAUGUAUCAUCCUUGGAGGAGAAGCUUCACUUGGUGCGUUCCUCCCUUCAGGAGGUGCAGCUCCACAGCUCCCAGCAGAAACAGACCAUCUGUGACCUGCAGGCCAGGAACAGCCAGCAGAGCAUUGAGAUGGACGGGCUGCGGCGCAGGAUAGAGGAGCUCCAGCAGGAGCUGUCGGGUAAGGACCAGGAGAAGUUGGCUGAGGUGAGCCGGGUCAGAGUGGAGCUGCAGGAGCAGAUUGGACAUUUACAGGCAGAAAGGACAGCGCAGGGAGGCCUUAAAGAGAAGAUCAGUGCGCUGGAGAGAGAGAUUAAAGUAGUGAGCAGUAACCACAGAGAGGCGCUCCUCGACAAGGAGAGUGAGAUGUCUCAUAUGCUGGAGAAGCUGCGGCUGAAGGAGGCUGAGAUCCAGAGGAUGAGGGAGGACGAGGCCAACAGAGCCAGCUACCUGCAGAGUGCCAUUCUCACCUACGUUCAGGGCUCCCCUCUGGGACAAUACAGCAGCCCCAGAAAAUGACCUAGAGACCACAGCACCUCAGCAGUAACCUCUGAGCUCUGACUGGGAUCCUGCACAGGCCAGGACAGUCUGCAAAAAAUAAUAACUAUGAUGAAAACAGGAAACAUAGUAGGAUAACUGAAUAAUUGGUGCUGGGCAAUAUGACUAUAAGGGCUACAAAAUGGAUGGAUCCAGCCAAGAAAUGGAAGGUUUACGACUGCAGAUUUUUUAAAAUUAUUCAAAUAUCCCAUUUGCUCCCAGUUCUUGCACUUCAGUCAGUACUUUAGUUGUAGUUUGAACUGCUGUUGCUACAUUGCCUUCAUGCUAGUUUUACUUGUUUAGUCCCAACACAUAUGCUUAGUUUACAAAGAAGCACUGAUAUUAACAAGUAAUCAUUUUUCUUCAUUUCAAAUUAUUUUGCCCCAGUAAGGACAGCAGCCAAAUUGAAAACCUAAAGGAAAUGUAUGUUUUAUUACAAGCUUGAGUCUCAUUUUCUUUGUUUUAUCCAUCAUUUCUUUCUGUCUGUCUGUUAUAACCUCUCUAGUCACUAAAGUAGUAGCUGAGAUCUGAUAGGUCAAGAAACAGAAGCAGCCAGACAAUCAUAAGAGCAUAUCCAGAUUAGCUAAACUACUUUACUUGAAGAUUUUUUUUAAAGUGUAAUUGAGCAAAUCUAAAAUUACAGUAACAAUCCCUCAUUGUUCAAGUUCGAGCACUAUGUGAUUCUGUAAACCAUGUUUACAACAGACAGUGUGGGUACUGAU